This is a messenger RNA of Lemur catta (Ring-tailed lemur), 5246 nucleotides long. Its product is annotated as zinc finger protein 480-like. The record is from RefSeq and is a predicted model, not a curated record. Lineage: Eukaryota; Metazoa; Chordata; Mammalia; Primates; Lemuridae. The coding region runs from base 61 to 2514 and encodes 817 amino acids. Gene Ontology annotation, biological process: regulation of DNA-templated transcription. The transcript has 5 exons.
CCGGAAGCCGCGAGCGUGGAGAGCAGGUGACUUCGUGGCCUGAUUGACUUCUGAAAAGUCAUGUUGGGUGAGGAAGAAGCCCAGAAGAGGAGGAAGAGGAAAGGAAAGGAGUCAGCAAUGGCUUUUACUCAGGGACACUUGACAUUCAGGGAUGUGGCCGUAGAAUUCUCUCAAGAGGAGUGGACGUGCCUGGACUCUGCUCAGAGGGCUUUAUACAGGGCCGUGAUGUUGGAGAACUACAGGAACCUGGUGUCCCUGGCAGGAAUCUCACUUCCUGGCCUGAGUGUUGUCUGUAUGUUGUUAGAAGGGAAAGAUCCCUGGACCGUGGACAGUGAAGUGAAAACAGCAAAAAACCCAAAUGGUGGGGAAUGGACCAAACGUUUGCACUCAGGGAGGAGCUGUGUCUUGGGAAAUGAUGCAGGAAAUCAGCCUAUUAAAACUGAACUUGGAUUAAGCUUUCAGUUCCAUCUGCCUGAAAUGCAGCUAUUGCAACCUGAAGGGAAAAUUUAUGAAUGUAAUCAAGUUGAAAAGACUAUCGACCCUAUUACCUCACUUUCACCACUUGAAAACCUUACUUCUAAACUGAAAACUCACAUAUUUAAUAAAUACAAGAAUGAUUUUGUCAGUUCUCCGCUAUUCACAGAAGAACUGAAAGCACACAUUAAGGAAGAACCUUACAGACCUAAUGAGCACAGCAAAGCCUUUAGUGUGUCUUCGAGCCUUCCUAACCAUGGGGUAAUCCGUGCUGGAAAGAAACCUUUCAAAUGUAAAGAGUGUGGCAAGGCCUUCAGGCAAAAUUCAGACUUGCUAAGACAUCAGAGAAUCCAUAUUGGAGAGAAACCUUACAGAUGUAAUGAGUGUGGCAAAGACUUCAGUCAAAACUCACACCUAUCUCGACAUCAGACAAUUCAUACUGGGGAGAAACCUUACAAAUGUGAUGACUGUGGCAGAGCAUUCAGUGUGCGUUCAACACUUACAACCCAUGUGCGAAUCCAUCAUACAGAUAAUCCUUUUGAAUGUGAUGAAUGUGGCAAGGUCCUUAGUUGUAAUUCAUCCCUUGCACGACAUCGGAGAAUUCAUACUCCAGAGAAACCUUACAAAUGUGAUCAAUGUGGCAAGGUCUUUAGUUGUAAUUCAUACCUUAGACGACAUCAGAGUAUUCAUACUGGAAAGAAACCUUACAAAUGUAGUGAAUGUGGCAAAGCCUUUAUUUCCAAAUCACACCUUGUACGGCAUGUGAGUGUUCAUACUGGAGAGAAACCUUACAAAUGCAAUGAGUGUGGCAAGGUCUUCCGUCAAAAAUCGCACCUUAAAAACCAUCACACAGUCCAUCUGGGAGAGAAACCUUAUAAAUGUUAUGAAUGUGGCAAAAAAUUUAGUUUGUGUUCGAGGCUUCAUAUACAUCAGUUUAUCCAUAAUGCAGAUAAAGCUUACAAAUGUGAUGAAUGUGGCAAGGUCUUUAGUUGCAAUUCAUACCUUAAGCAACAUCAGCGCAUUCAUACUGGAGAGAAACCUUACAAAUGCAAUGAGUGCGGCAAGGUUUUCCGCCACAAAUCGAACCUUAAAAAUCAUCACACAAUCCAUUUGAGAGAGAAACCUUACAAAUGUUUUAAGUGUGGCAAAAAAUUUAGUUUGCGUUCGAGGCUUCAUAUACAUCAGGUUAUCCAUAAUGCAGAUAAACCUUACAGAUGUGAGUAUUGUAGCAAGGUUUUCAGGCACAAAUUAUCCCUAACAGUUCAUCUUAGAAUUCAUACUGGAGAGACACCUUAUAAGUGUAAUGAAUGUGGCAAGGCCUUCAGACACAAGAUAUCUCUUACAGUUCAUCAGAAAACACAUACUGGAUGGAUACCUUACAAAUGUAAUGAAUGUGGCAAGGUCUUCGAUUACAAUUCAACGCUUGUACAUCAUCAGUGUAUUCAUACUGGAGAGAGGCCUUACAAAUGCAAUGAGUAUGGCAGAUUAUUCUGUCAGAAAUCAAACCUUAAAAAUCAUCAUGUUGUCCAUUCAGGAGAGAAACCAUACAAAUGUGAUGAGUGUGGCAGGGUCUUCCGUCACAAAUCUAACCUUAAAAAUCAUCACAGAAUCCAUACAGGAGAGAAACCUUACCAAUGUGAUGAAUGUGACAAGGCCUUCAGACAAAAGAUAUCCCUUACACGUCAUCAGCGAACUCAUACUGGAGAGAAACCUUACAAAUGUAAUGAAUGUGGCAAGGCCUUCAGUGAAAAAUCAAACCUCAGAUCUCAUCGCAGAAUCCAUACUGGAGAGAAACCUCACAAAUGUAAUGAAUGUGGCAAGGCCUUCAGUGAAAAAUCAACCCUUAAGACUCAUCACAGAAUCCACACUGGAGAAAAACCUUACAAAUGUAAUGAGUGUGGCAAGGUGUUCCGUGAAAAAUCAAAGCUUAAUAUUCAUCACAGAAUCCAUACUAGAGAGAAACCUUACAAAUGCAUUAUAUGUGGAAAGGUUUUUAGUCAUAUUUCAAGCCUUGCUCAGCAUCAGAAAAGUCACUUGUGAGAGACUCUGCAGACUCCUUCAGGGUGCAAACUCUUCACCAUGAGUUCUGUCAUUAACCUUAGAGAGUCCAUACUAAACAGAAAUCAAAUAAGUGCAGUGUAGGUGGCAGGGUCUUCAUCCAGGCCUCACUACGCAUGAAAGGUACAUCUUCAAUGAAACCACACAAAUGAAAUGUUAUGGUGAGGUUAGUACCCAGGGAACAUUACUGUGAAACAUCUGAGGAUUUAUAGAAGAAAUAAGUCAGUCAUUAGUUCUCUGGUAUUAAUGUCUGAUAUUAUGUGGUGGUAUAAAUCAAAAUACGUUGACCCUCAUGACAUGAUAUAUAUCAAAGAUGCAUAUGGACAUUGUCAGUUACAUUUAGGUUAUGCAAUAUUUAAUUAUUUUAUGUUCUUUCAGAAGCCUACUUUACGGUAUGACUUUCAUCCUGAACUUUGAAAUCUCUUCGUAUGCCUUCCUUACCAACAUUUUACUGUGGUGUCUAGGAGAGAAUGAAUAGAAUGACAGGUCUUAGUUGAUUACUGAGAAUCAUUUCUUUCCCAUUUCCUGGAAGAGAAAGGUCACUCCCUUUUGAGAUUAAUUUUUUAUUUUUAUGAAGACAGGGUUUUGCUCUGUUACCCUGGGUGAAGUGCAGUGGUGUGAUCACAGCCCACUGUACCCUCUAAUUCACGGGCUCAAGCUGUCGUCCCCACUCUACCUCCCACAUAGCUGGGACCACAAGUAUACCACACCAGGUCCAGCCGAUUUUUAUUAAUUUGUUUUUGAGAGAAAAAGUGCCACUAUAUUCCCCAGGCUGGUUUCAAACUUUGAAUUGUAGCCAUUCGCCCAACUUGCCCUCCUAGCAUGCUGGAAUUACAGAUGUGAGUCACCGUGCCUUAUCCUUUCAGAUUAAAUAUUGUCUGAUUUAGAGAGGAUGGCGGUGGGCAGAGAAUGAUGUAAAACUAUUGUGCCAGUCUUCAUGCCUAAUGCAUUCAGCACACACUUCUCCUGAAAGAGGACACAGUGGGUUAUAGUAACGAAAUGUUCUACCACUCACAGAAGAAGAAUAGACCACAACCUUUAAAGACCCUGAGAAUUUUAUGGGAAGAGAGUAAUAGGUUCUUUAGGACUAAUUAUGUUCUAGGAACAAUGCAGGGAUAAUGGUUAUCACUUCUAUUGAAUGGCAAUAGCUGUCAUUUAGCAAAGAUUGAUGAAAAAGUAGUGCUUUUUUGAAGCUUAAGAGAAAAAAGUUAUAUCAAAGUAGACAGUUUAGUGAAAACUACCAGUAGAGCAAGUUCUUGAUGAGGAUUCACAUCUACUUCUUGGCAUUGCAAUCUGCAAGUAUUUUAUUCAGAAUAUAUCAUAAUCCUCAAUUUUAACUAAGAAAAUUUAGUAUUUUUUCAUAGCUAUAAAUGAAUCGCAGUGUUUCUAGCAACAUUGUUUUAUUCCACCUCAGGAGGAAUAAAACCUUAUAGCAGACAAUAAUAAUUAAUGUACCAUUAGGCCUUUAUGGUUGAAGCAUCUAGAACAAUUUUUUUGUUGUUGAUAUGAAAGAACAUACCCUUUUGGGUACAUAUACUUAGGUAAGUAUGAUUUGGGGUAAUAAUUCUUAGUACUUAAGUUAUUCUCGCUACACUCUGCCCCACGAUACUCAUUGGAGUCCUGUGAAAAUUGCAUAGCAGUGUAGCUUCAGACUCUUACACCCUCAAACAUCAUUGUUGAUGAACAUGCACUGUGUUAUUAUAUUUCUACAUGCUUUUCUCAUGUGCCAAGUAGGACCCCUGGCAUCCACCUUCAUUUUCCUUAAGCAGACAUGUGCAUAUAGCAAUUUGGAAGUUAUGAAAUAAAAGAAUAUGUGGGCAAUAAAGAUAAAAAUAACAGCAUGUCUUUUUUGUCCUUGCAGUACUCGGUGAUGUAAUUUUUACAUAAUAUCAUUCAUGCAUUUCCUUUUACGAAUAAGCACAGAAAGUGGGAACUUUGUUUUGCUGGAUAAACUAGGAACUACCUAUAUGCACCCUGGUAACCCUUUUCCGAAGGUGAGCUUUUCAACACUCUCCAGAAACUUGAUUGAUGUGCACUUAACGUUUGGUUUGGAUAUUGAGAUUGAUGCAGUACACAGAAGAGGUAUGAGAAUUUUUAGUGCACAGUGAGGCUUUCUGAGGAAAGCAGAAUAGUCUUCCACAGCGGGUCCAAAACUGGCUUCAGAGGAACUGGGAUAUGUGACUGGCUUGGGGUGUUAGGAUUGUUAAAGGGUGGGUGGAGGUCAAGUACCCACAUGUGGUUUGAUUUCCAGCUGCUGCCAAAGGAGGGAGGAGCACUCAGGCAUUGUUGGCUUAACUAGGUGGGCAGAAUAGGAAGAGGGAAUGCAGAGGUGUAAAAGGUAUUAGUAUUCAGUAUCACACAAUGUAGUCUGACUCUUUAAGGUAACACUGAGUGUUCUUGAAAUCCCCCAAUUUGUUGAGGAAAGACCCCAAUUUUUUUUAUGUUAAUAGCUUACUAUAUUCCUUUUUUGGCUGCACGUGUAAGUCCCAUCACACAGUAUGACUGUUUAAAAUGUUUGUUAAAUACUAUUUAGUUAAAUUGCCUAAAAUAUAUCUUACAGUAGAUUGAAAUUUAUUGUGUGGAAGUGUUUAUUCUGACAGAAUUUUAUUAAAAGAGGAUUUUCAUAAAACUAUGUAAAUCUCAUUUUCAGAUUAUGGUAUUAAGCAGUAUAUACCAUGGUUCAUUUUCAAGUCUAAUAAAAUUUUCUGGUUUUA